Symbiodinium sp. CCMP2592 is the source of this 489-nucleotide messenger RNA. Lineage: Eukaryota; Dinophyceae; Suessiales; Symbiodiniaceae. The record is from the annotation of a GenBank genome assembly.
AUGGCCGAGACUGAAGAGUCCCGUGACAGGUGCCAGACAUGUGAAGAUGCUGCCGAGUGCUUACAGGUGCAUGGUGUGCAUGAGGUUAUCAGCUCAGGCGCUCUGCUGUCGCUUCCAAGUGUGUCCGGAGGGCUGGCGCUGCAGCAACUGCCCACCUUGUUGCCAGCCAAAGGACACUGGCAGGUGCACACCACGAAGCGUGGCUGGGCAAGCCUAGCCCCCGCCCUGCAGGAUGCGCUCAGCAGAGCAAUGUCGCAGUCCGAGGAUCGGGUGGAAAUCCACAUCGACCCUGCAACCAGCAGGGUGUGGAUGCCGGACAAGGCGGCAGCAGAUCCAGCGAGGCGGUCCAGCUGCUUGGUGUACGAGGCCUUCCCACUCGACCGGACCAUCGGCAAGGUAGGAGGUGAGCCACCUCGACCAGUACGAUGGCGGGUAGGCGCCGGGCCUCGGAAAGACAGCAGCAAACUGUCCGGCGGACUGAUGCCGUGA